ACUCUGGUCUUGGUCCUGCUCGCUCAGCCUCCUCCUCCGUCGCCAUGGUGCAGAUGAUGGAGUCGCAGUGCGAGUAUUUCAUGUAUUUUCCGGCGGUACCCAUCACGGAUCUGUCGGACCCGGCGCGCUACCGCACUCUACCCCGCCGGAGCCACCUCUACCUGGGGGAGACCGUCCGCUUCCUCCUGGUGCUGCGCUGCAAGGACGCUGGGGCGACGCCGAGCGAGCACGGCCCCGGUAAGGAAGGGGCGAGCCGGGAGGGUGCAGGGAUGAAAGGGCGGAGUGGGGAAGCCAAACCGGGCAUGGAGAGAGGGGGGGAGAUUACCCGCCACCGAGGCAGCCUCCACCAGCAUCACCAUGACUACCAGAGCAGCAGGGACGAGGCGAACGGGGACGGCGAGGAGGACUACAUUGCAGCAGCCGAGGCGGCCAUUGCGGCACUCGGCAGCAGGGUGGACCCCCGGUGCUGGAGCUUCAGGGACUGCAAGCCACUGCUCAUCCACAACUCAUCUGGCACAUCAGCGAGGGAGUUCCGCAGGGCACCUGUUCAGUCUCCUCUGGAUGAGCCGGUGGUUUUGACAGAUGAAGUGAUCUUCCCUCUCACCGUCUCUCUGGACAAACUCCCCGUCAGCACUCUCAAAGUCAAGGUGAUGGUCACGGUGUGGAAGAAGGAAGCAGAAAAAGCUGAGGUGCAGGAGCUCGGCUACCUGAGCGUCCUGCAGCAACGAGAACCGACACACACCUUCAGACAUGACCUGAACACCUUCAAGGCUCAGGUGAGCACCACCCUGACCGUCCUGCCGCCUCCGACCGUCCGCUGUAAGCAGAUGACUGUCUCUGGGAGGCACCUCACCGUCCUCAAAGUGCUGAACGAGUCUUCUCAGGAGGAGGUGAGUGUUCGUGAGGUUCGCAUUUUACCCAACCUCAAUGCCUCCUACCUUCCCAUGAUGCCAGAUGGUUCUGUGCUGCUGGUGGACAAUGUGUGCCACCAGUCAGGCGAGGUUGGCAUGGCGUCUUUCUGUAGGGUGGACAGCCUCUCCUGCCACCUUCCUAGCAUGCUCAGUGCAUUGGAGGAGCAUGACUUCCUGUUCCAGCUGCAUCUCAACGAUAUGCCACAGGAUGACUCCAACGAGGGGCUGGAGGUUCCUCUGGUGGCUGUGCUGCAGUGGUCCACUCCCAAGAUGCCUUUCACCAACUGCAUCUACACCCACUACAGGUUGCCCAGUAUCCGUCUGGAUCGGCCGCGGUUUGUCAUGACGGCGAGCUGUCCGAGCACCGUCAGGGUGAAGGAGCACUUCAAGGUCAAGUACGUCCUGCUCAACAACCUACAGGACUUCCUGGCCGUCCGGCUCGUCUGGACUCCAGAGGGCCGUGGUCAGGGCGAGGAUGCAGCGCUGGCUGCUGUGGUCUGUCACACUCCUCUCAGUAACCUCGGUCACUGUCGAAAAGGAAGCACUCUGUCCUUCAGCGUGGCUUUCCAGAUCCUCAGACCAGGACUGUAUGAGCUGAGUCAGCAUAUGAAGUUGAAGCUUCAGUUUACGGCCUCAGUUUCCAACCCUCCUCCUGACGCUCGGCCCCUGUCACGUAAAAACAGCCCAUCCAGCCCUGCAGUUCGAGACCUGCUGGACCGCCACCAGGCAAAUCUGGGUCGGUCUCAGUCCUUCUCCCACCAGCAGCCGUCUCGAUCCCACAUCAUGAGGACAGGCAGCGCCAUGGAGCGGCGAGCCAUCACACCCCCUGUUGGCUCUCCGGUUGGUCGCCCGCUCUACCUGCCGCCGCAGGACAAAACACUGCUGUCGCUGGACAAGAUCGCCAAGAGGGAGUGUAAAGUCCUGGUGGUUGACCCUGUUGGCUAGGGUGCCAGGAGGCAUGGUGGGAAGGAAGGAGGGAAGGAUGAGGAACCAGUGGGGAAUUGUUGUCACCUGGUGCCUGGUGUAGGAAACAGCUCACAGUGAGAAGAUUCCCUGUGGUUUCAUCAUGUGUCCCGAUACAAAAAAUGUACUGAUCGACACAUAAAGCUGUGGCUCAUGGAGGGAAGGACUGGGAUGAGCAUGUUAAAGCUGAAUAGUUAUGGUGAUGUAUUAUCAUGAUUCUGUCUUGUUCAAAGGAACAGAACCACUUUCUCACAGGGUACCGUUUGUGAACACUUCAACAGCUGUAAUGGAUUUAUUGAUGUUAACACACCAUUUGCUAAAAGCAGCUAAGAGCAGUUUGGGUUGCCAGGUUGUGAAAAACCCUCCUCCAGUACGAAGCUUUUGUCUUUUUAUCUCGUUAACUGUUUGAGCACUGAUCUUCUGGAAGACAGCUGCUGCACAUCUGGACUACUGUCCAGUUACCACUGGCAUCUGCAGACAUGAUGUAUUACUGUAGAGACUUUUAUUAAUGAUUCAUUAACACCUAUACCUGCAGGUGACUGACUACAUGAAAGGCAAACAUUUCUAACCUCAGACCAGCGUGAGACCCUAAGUUCUAAAACAUGGGUUACCAACAUUUAUAAGGGCAUUAUUACUGAACACAGACACAGCCAUGUUACCACCAAACACUGGGGCUGAUAAGGACACAGAUAUGGCAGAGACAUCACUCAAACAGCAGAAUAGAAACUUCUCUUCAAAGUGGUGGAGGUGGAUUUUCUGCAACCUGGCAACCCAAAAGUUGCUCCUAUUGAUUUAAUGGUUUAUAACUGAUCUAUAUAAAUCACUAGUAACUGAUGUUUCAACCAUCAAUGAAUCUGUCUUACAGAUACUGUAAUAGACCCGUUUAAACUGGCAGGAGUAAAAGGUUUGUUUUAAACAGAGGACAUCUGCAACGCAGACACAGGAAGCAGAAGCCGGUGGUUGAUUUCAGUGUUCACAAUCAUUUUCACCCCAUCCAGAUGUUUAUGGAAUUUAACUGUUUUCAUCCAAACAAAAGCUUAAUUUAAUUCACAGUCUGAACAGUUUAUGCCAAACAUGUUUCUGAAUAACAGAAAACCAGCUCUAGUAUUUUCAAUCCUGCUGCAGUGUGGCUUCACGUGUUGGCCCACAAUGAACCGCCUCAACAAAUUGUCAUGGCACUGUGUACAGACACCUGCGGUUUUCAAGAGAUGAACGCCAUUGACUUUUCAUCCAACCACAGUGUCAGGCCGAGAUUUUCAUCCAGUGUCUGGUACCAUUAUCUGAAACACUAGUGAUGCUCCCAUCAGCCUCAGCUGCACUUGAUGUUUACCGCUAAACAUGUUAGCAUGUAGCUCCAAGCACCACUGUGUCUUGGAGCUGCUAGAAUGGCUGCAGGCCCUCAGUCUGGUUUUAACAGUAUGAUUUGAAUUCUUUUUCCUAAUUAAUUUUUUUUGUGUCAUUUCACUUUUAACAUUUUCUGUACCAUUACUGUAUUAUUAGUAGCUUCAUGUGAGACAGAUGUGCCUUUAGUAAAUACUGUACAAAGAAACCCACAACAAACAAAAUGUACUGCAUGAAAACUUUAAAUCACAGUAUAGUUUGGGGUAGGUAUGGCCCAAACCUUUGCACAUGCAACAAUUAGUAUUAGUUGUUUUAAAUUUCUCCAAGUUCAUGAAAUAAAAAGAAAAGAGCGU
Molecule: messenger RNA, 3568 nt
Organism: Monopterus albus (swamp eel)
Lineage: Eukaryota; Metazoa; Chordata; Actinopteri; Synbranchiformes; Synbranchidae
Exons: 13
Coding region: 45-1856 (603 amino acids)
Biological process (GO): cilium assembly
Cellular component (GO): TRAPPII protein complex
Molecular function (GO): alpha-tubulin binding
Source: RefSeq, a predicted model, not a curated record